AUGGCAUCAAUUACCAAGAAACCUCAUUUGCCCAAGUCCGUGCUGGAUAUGAAAUUUAUGAAAAAAACAAAGGAAAGGAUAGAAAAGGAGUUACAAAAUACUCAUGAUCACGACAGUCUAUACUCUAAUAUUAUUACAAGUGAAAUGCGCCACGCUUCUGGCAACUUUAUAUCUGAAUCAAGCUUUAUAUUUUGUGAAGACUUGAUGGAAGGAAGGUUAUCUUUUAAAGGCAUGAACCCAGAAAUUGAACGGCUUAUGGAGUUGGAGCAGGGAAAAAUCGAAGAAGCGGUCAAAGGCGACAUGGGUAAAGACGUGUCAGACGAAAUACUAGCCAAGAAAAUGGAAGCAUUCAACAAAAGGAAACGAGGUUAUGACAGCCCCAGCAAUGCUGGAGUCAAAAAGAAGAAAUAUAAUAGGAACUAG
Pectinophora gossypiella (pink bollworm) is the source of this 423-nucleotide messenger RNA. It is a transcript of the gene Mpp6, whose product is annotated as M-phase phosphoprotein 6. The record is from RefSeq and is a predicted model, not a curated record. Bases 1 to 423 code for a protein of 140 amino acids. The transcript has a single exon. Gene Ontology annotation, biological process: maturation of 5.8S rRNA. NCBI's taxonomy places the organism in Eukaryota, Metazoa, Arthropoda, Insecta, Lepidoptera, Gelechiidae.